Messenger RNA from Cucumis melo (muskmelon), 1582 nucleotides. RefSeq names its product actin-related protein 2/3 complex subunit 1A-like. The record is from RefSeq and is a predicted model, not a curated record. Gene Ontology annotation, molecular function: actin filament binding. The transcript has 15 exons. Lineage: Eukaryota; Viridiplantae; Streptophyta; Magnoliopsida; Cucurbitales; Cucurbitaceae. Gene Ontology annotation, cellular component: Arp2/3 protein complex; actin cytoskeleton. Gene Ontology annotation, biological process: Arp2/3 complex-mediated actin nucleation. Bases 254 to 1387 code for a protein of 377 amino acids.
UAACAAAUUUAUGUGGGUGCAGAGAGAAUAUUUCUUAACACACACGCCUGCUAGUUUUCGCCAUGGUCGCCUUCCCAUUUGGAUCGCAUUCGUGUUUUUGAGAUCUCUGUCUCGAUUGUAAUUCUCAAUCACUUUUUCCACUUUCACCUUCAAAACCCAUAGCAAUUGCAAUACAUAACCACCGAGAACCUUGAAUUUCGAGCCGUCGUUUAAUUCCUUAGCAUUUCCGAUACUCUACGGGAGCUGGGAAAUAAUGACAGCAAUUGCAGUUCAUCAGUUCGCUCAGUGCAUCACUUGCCAUGCUUGGAGCCCCGACCACUCUAUGGUUGCAUUUUGUCCUAACAAUAAUGAAGUUCACAUUUAUAAAUCAUUACAAGACAACUGGGAGAGAGUACAUGUUCUUCAGAAGCAUGAUCAGCUUAUCUCUGGAAUAGACUGGAGUGUUAGGUCAAACAGAAUUGUGACUGCAUCUCAUGAUCGGAAUUCAUAUGUUUGGAACCUCGAAGGAUCGGAAUGGGUACCAACUCUUGUCAUUCUUAGAUUGAACCGUGCCGCACUCUGCGUUCAGUGGAGUCCAAAAGAAAACAAGUUCGCUGUUGGAAGUGGGGCAAAAACUGUUUGCAUAUGCUAUUAUGAACAAGAGAACAAUUGGUGGGUCAGUAAACUUAUCAGGAAACGACAUGAUUCUUCUGUGACAAAUGUCGCUUGGCAUCCCAAUAAUCUGCUUCUUGCAACAACCUCAACGGAUGGAAAAUGUCGAAUCUUUUCCACAUUCAUUAAAGGCGUUGACACAAAGGAUUCAAGAGCAGGCACAUUUUCGGAUUCAAAAUUUGGAGAGUUAAUCGUUCAGCUUGAUCUCUCAUUCUCUUGGGCAUUUGGCGUGAAGUGGUCUCCAAGUGGGAAUACCUUAGCUUAUGCAGGUCACAAUUCCAUGAUUUACUUCGUAGAUGAAGUUGGUCCUUCUCCUCUAGCCCAGAAUGUUGCAUUCCGAGAUUUGCCUCUUCGUGAUAUACUAUUUGUUUCUGAGAGAAUGGUUAUAGGUGUAGGAUUUGAUUGCCAUCCAAUGGCUUUUGCUGCUGAUGAAAGAGGGAUAUGGAGCUUUGUAAGAUUUCUUGGAGAGAGGAAAACGGCUUCAGGUUCAAAAUAUGGAUCCCAGUUCUCAGAAGCAUUUGGAAAGUUAUAUGGUCAACCGAGGCAAGGCGUUGGCAAUGAUUCAGUUGAAUCUUCAAGAUUGCGCGGAUGCGUCCAUGAGAAUUGCAUAAAUUGUAUUGUGCCUCUUAAAGAGCCAGGUGUCUCCACUAUAAAGCGGUUCAGCACUUCAGGUUUGGACGGAAAAGUGGUUAUUUGGGACUUGGAGGGCCAGGAUGAUCUAUCUCAGUACUUAUGAACCUUGAUUCAUUAACUUUCUCACAUGUAAAGAAUCUUGCUCUUGGCUUUUUGGCACUUCGGCACAUGUCUUGUAUAUUAUAGCAGCUGUUAUGAACUGAUUGCAUUUCUACUUGUAGCACACAAGUGAGUUUGAUUUUGUUUAUGUAGUAUUUUCAGCAAACUUUUAUACACGUGAUUGGAAUUCAAUCUCUCC